CCAAAUACUUGGACAUUAUCGUGGAUAAAUAAGUUGAGUACAAUACCCUUCUUAUUCGCCAUUACAGAAUUCUUCUUGCAACUUGCAAUAUUCAUUCAUCAUCAAAUCAUCAGCUAUGUCUAUGAAGCUCGAAAAUGGCUUCCAUACUGAAACCAUGCCAAAGGCUACAACGAUUAAGCCAAUAGCCAAUGGCGUAGCAGCUGCUGACAAGCUUCGUAGCCAAUCAAGAAGCAUCGAUAAUAAUGGUGCCGCCGCACCCUCACCGGUCAUUAUCCCACCACCGACCACCACCCCAUCGACGCUGGGCCACUACCUAGCCCGUCGCCUAGUCCAAAUCGGUAUCUCCGAUAUCUUCUCCGUUCCGGGAGACUCUAAUCUUGUGCUAUUCGAUUACUUUGUGGCAGAAAGAGGGCUGAACCUUGUGGGAUGUUGCAACGAGCUCAAUGCUGGCUAUGCAGCGGAUGGCUAUGCCAGACGCCGCGGUGUUGGAGCAUGUGCUGUGACCUUCACCGUUGGUAGUCUCAGCCUCAUCAACGCCAUUGCUGGUGCUUACUCUGAAGAUCUUCCUGUGAUUUGUAUCGUGGGUGGACCAAACUCUAAUGAUUAUGGGAGUAAGAAGAUUCUCCACCAUACCAUUGGAUUGCCAGAUUUUAGUCAAGAACUUCGAUGCUUUCAAAAUGUCACAUGUUAUCAGGCCAUUAUUGACAAUUUGGAAGAUGCACAAUGGCAAAUAGAUAGAGCAAUCUCCAAAUGUUUGGAAGAAAGAAAACCAGUUUACAUUAGCAUUUGUUGCAAUUUGGUGGCCAUUCCUCAUCCUUCUUUCUCUGCUCAACAACUCAUCCCACUCUCCCUCUCUCCCAAGAAAAGUAACCAAAUGGCUUUGGAGGUGGCGGUAGAAAAGGCAGCUCAACUGCUAAACAGUGCCAUAAAACCAGUCAUGAUUGGAGGCAAGAAGCUGCGACCUGCCAAAGCACAAGAAGCAUUCAUGGAGCUAGCUGAUGCUUGUCGUUACGCUGUCGCCGUCACGCCGUCAGCAAAAGGUAUGUUUCCAGAGUAUCAUCCUCAUUUCAUAGGAACUUAUUGGGGAACAGUCAGCACUGCCUAUUGUGGCGAGACAGUGGAAAUAGCUGACGCUUCGAUCUUUGCCGGAGCAACUUUAGACGAAUUAGAAACUGUUGCCUUCUCACUUACCUACAAAAAGAACAAAGCCAUUAUUGUAGAAGCAGAUCGCGUUGUGUUUCCAAAUGGGCCGAGUUUUGGACCGAUUUUAAUGAAGGAUUUCCUUUCGGCUAUAGCUAAACGAUUGAAUCCCAAUCCAACGGCUUAUGAGAAUUAUCGUCGGAUUUACAUAGCAGAGUCGGGUCCACUCCAAUCGAAUCCGGGUGAGGCUUUACGAGUCAACGUUCUUUUCAAACAUAUUCAGAAAAUGUUGUCGAGUAAUAUAGUUGUGAUAUCUGAGACGGGUGACUCUUGGUUCCAAUGUCAAAAACUUAAACUACCGAAAUCAUGCGGGUAUGAGAUACAAUUGCUUUAUGCAUCCAUAGGAUGGUCCUUGGGUGCAACUCUAGGAUACGCACAGGCUGCACCAGAAAAGCGAAUGGUCCUUUGCAUUGGUGAUGGGAGUUUUCAGAUGACUCCACAAGAUGUAUCUACAAUGAUAACAUUGAAGCAAAAUAACAUAAUAUUUUUGAUAAAUAAUGGCGGAUACACUAUUGAAGUAGAAAUUCAUGACGGUCCUUACAAUGUUAUCAAGAAUUGGGAUUACACUGCCAUUGUCAAUGCUAUGCACAAUCGUGAUGGCAAUUGUUGGACCACCAAGGAUCUUGAAAGUCAACUUUAAAUACUAUCAAUCCCAGAACGUCAUUGUUGAAAACAAUGUUCAAAGUAUAAACAAAAGUAGAAACAUAUGUCGAGCGAAAAAGAUCGACGACCUGGGAGGGUGGACGAAAGAAUUCAAGAAAGGGUUGCUGAACCAAAGACAUGGGAUUGAGAAAGAGAAAAAGAGAUUUUGGGGGUGGCUAAGUGAAGAAGACGAAGAAGAUGAGAUUAGGGGUUUUUUAAUCUUAUUUUAAUAAAUAAUAAUAAUGACAAUGAUGACGACGGCGACGACGAUGAUGAUA
Molecule: messenger RNA, 2120 nt
Organism: Benincasa hispida (wax gourd)
Lineage: Eukaryota; Viridiplantae; Streptophyta; Magnoliopsida; Cucurbitales; Cucurbitaceae
Product: pyruvate decarboxylase 1-like
Cellular component (GO): cytosol
Molecular function (GO): thiamine pyrophosphate binding; magnesium ion binding; pyruvate decarboxylase activity
Source: RefSeq, a predicted model, not a curated record